Aspergillus wentii DTO 134E9 is the source of this 669-nucleotide messenger RNA. RefSeq lists its product as uncharacterized. Bases 1 to 669 code for a protein of 222 amino acids. The transcript is spliced from 2 exons. Gene Ontology annotation, biological process: regulation of transcription by RNA polymerase II. The record is from RefSeq and is a predicted model, not a curated record. NCBI's taxonomy places the organism in Eukaryota, Fungi, Ascomycota, Eurotiomycetes, Eurotiales, Aspergillaceae. Gene Ontology annotation, cellular component: nucleus. Gene Ontology annotation, molecular function: DNA-binding transcription factor activity, RNA polymerase II-specific; sequence-specific DNA binding.
AUGGCACUAGGGCCAUACCUCAAAAGCACCGGCGAUGGAUACGAAUGUCUCCUCUGCGACAGAUACUUCAAGAACAAAAAAGCCCUAUACGACCACUGCCGAAAUACAGCACGCCAUGAAUGGUGCGAACGAUGUCGACGGGUGUUUAAGAAACGAGGCGCAAAGACAGCCCAUAUUCGAUACUCGUCUUCGCAUAAUCCCUGCUUUGAAUGUCCGCGUGGGGAUCGGGGGGAUUUCGGAUCUGUAGGAGAGUUGAAGGAUCAUUAUGAAGAGGCGCAUUCGUAUUGUAGGCCUUGUGAGCGGUUCUUUGGGAAUGAUAAUAACUUGCGGAUGCACAACCAAACCCAUCACCCCCGAAACCUCGAAUGCUACGGCUGCGAACAAACCUUCAAAUCCUUCUCGGGGAUGUUAAUCCACCUCGAAUUCGGCAAUUGUUCAUCGGGGACGGAUAAAAGUCGCAUCUACAAACUAGCUCAUCAGUGCUAUCAGCGCAAAAAAUACACGACUGGCGACGAUCUCCACCCGUAUAAAUGUCCAGGGUGUGAUAGUUGGUAUAGCAGGUUAUCGGGUCUUUAUCAGCAUGCAGAGGAUGUGCCUGGGUGUUCUGAGUGGUUGGAAGCUCCGAAAUGUUUGGCGAAAUUGAGGCAUUUCAUUUGGCUGAUGAUUUGA